AUGCCCCUCGGAGACUCGAUCACUGGCAGCCCAGGCUGCUGGAGAGCUCUACUGUGGAAGAAGCUUCAGGAUAACAAUAUCAAGAAUAUCGAUUUUGUCGGAACUUUGCCACCGCAGGGAUGUGGUUUCGACUACGACGGAGAUAAUGAGGGCCACGGUGGCCUUCUUGCGACAGACCUUGCUCGGGAGAGUAGACUAGAGCGUUGGCUUGGGGAUACGAAACCCGAUAUUGUCAUGAUGCACCUCGGCUCAAACGACGUGUGGAGUACGAAGAAGCCCGAGGAGAUUCUUGGCGCAAUGGAUAAGCUGGUUGACCAAAUGCGGGCUAGCCAAGAAAGCAUGAAGAUAUUGGUGCGUAUUCCCUCGCGAGCUUUCUUUGGGCAACAUGACCACCAGACAUGA
Molecule: messenger RNA, 402 nt
Organism: Colletotrichum paranaense
Lineage: Eukaryota; Fungi; Ascomycota; Sordariomycetes; Glomerellales; Glomerellaceae
Product: cellulose-binding protein
Exons: 2
Coding region: 1-402 (133 amino acids)
Molecular function (GO): phosphatidylcholine lysophospholipase A1 activity
Source: RefSeq, a predicted model, not a curated record